Pseudomyrmex gracilis is the source of this 1512-nucleotide messenger RNA. RefSeq lists its product as uncharacterized. The record is from RefSeq and is a predicted model, not a curated record. The transcript has 4 exons. The coding region runs from base 1 to 729 and encodes 242 amino acids. Lineage: Eukaryota; Metazoa; Arthropoda; Insecta; Hymenoptera; Formicidae.
AUGGGGAACGUCUUCGUGCCGCGGCUGCUCGAGUGUGAAACGAACUCAAUUGAUAAUGGACGUCGCGGCACUCUCACGACGAAAGACAAUAACGACAAAGACGUUUGGACGAGGAGAACGAUCUACUUUGCCCCGGACGAAAUGUUUCAGGGAAGAUUCCUUCGAGAGCGAUCAGCGUCGCACCGACGUCCAAUGAUCGAGGUAGAGCAGCUCGGGAGUUGGUCGCGAUUGCAAGAUACGCAAAGUUUUUGGGCUUAUCCAGCGAGUGGUGUGUUGGGAAAACCACAGGGAUCGCAAUCAUCAGUGACAAAGACGGACCGAGAAACGCUGAAGAAAGAUGCCUCUAAAAACACAUUAGAUUGGAUUGGUGAAAGCUUCUUAAAUGCCGUUGACGCACUUUACCCCGCUUCGAGAUCGUGUGGUGAUGUGGAAGGGCGUAAAAAGAAAUACAAACUGAACAAAUACAUUCUGCCCAUGAUCAUCGGAUUUAUAUUGAUAAAAUCAAUUCUACUGCCCAUCACACUAAAGGCACUGGCUGUUCUAAGUGGAAAAGCCGUUGUGCUGAGUUUGAUGAGCCUGAUACUGGCGGCCAUAGUUGGAUUAAAGAAGGUCGCUCACAAGGAAGACAGCUAUGACAAGCACAGACGGCAGGACACAUUCGAUUUAAUGGGCGAGAUACAGGAAUUCGAGCCUUAUAGACUGUACAAAGAACGACGUAGAAAGAAAUGAAAAAAUUAAUAGUUACAGAUUUUGGAUAAUGUAUUUUGGUUCCUCGAAUUUUUUCUAUAUUCUAACUUUAAUUUAUUUAGAAUUUUAUAACUUUAGAUAUAUAUAUACAAGAGGAAAACUGUAAGUUCCACGAGUAAGAAAAGAUUAAUUUCUUCGAUUUAUUAGUACUACAAAUAAGGUUUUUUUAUCAAUUCUAUUUAUUUACUUUUACCGUCUAAGCGUAGAAAAUCGUGAAUAAUAAGGUGAAGAUCAGACAUUGUAAAUAUAUGAUAAAGUAAAUAUAUGAUAAACAUAAUAUAUUUGCAUAUAUCUCUAUUACCGAACAGAUCAACCAUGUCAGCGCGAAAGUUCGAGUUAACAUUAAUUUCGUCAAUGAAAGAGAAUUUCACACAACAGUUGUGUUAAAUGCUUGUAACUGUAGUGAUUGAAAUCACGCUAAAUGACAUACAUUCGUGAAAGCAAACGACAGUGAAGCUUGCAAACAGAAAUUUUUGUCACACGAUGUUAUAAAUAGAUGUAGUUUAUUUAUAUAUAACAUAUAGUUGUAUAUGUAUUUAUUUAUUUGUAUAAUUAUAUAUUUAUUUAUUUAUUACGUAACAAAAUUGUUCUUGAGAUGAGUCAUCUGAAUGCAUUCCGAACUCAUUUUACCGAUAUGAUGUAAGAAAGAGAGAAAGUUUUGUUCAAGAAGAACUAGUUUGUAAACAGGAUAUCCUCGUCGUUGCAACUAUACAUAAAAGCUAGAUUAUUCAACCGUGUAGAAAUAAAUGUGUCUUUAAUAACAAU